This is a messenger RNA of Trematomus bernacchii (emerald rockcod), 10330 nucleotides long. RefSeq lists its product as uncharacterized. The coding region runs from base 213 to 9560 and encodes 3115 amino acids. Gene Ontology annotation, molecular function: protein binding; ATP hydrolysis activity. The transcript is spliced from 24 exons. Gene Ontology annotation, biological process: regulation of apoptotic process. The record is from RefSeq and is a predicted model, not a curated record. NCBI's taxonomy places the organism in Eukaryota, Metazoa, Chordata, Actinopteri, Perciformes, Nototheniidae.
AGCAUUCAGAGUUAAUGUGCAUACAGGAAGUGCGGUUGUGCAUCGAAAGUGAAAGUAAUGCAAACUAGGGAGGAUUCAGACAUUGAGCACGAGGCUGUACGGUUGGAUUCAUGGAAAACUUCGACAUCUUACCUCAGAGAGAAAUCCCUGAAGCUCUCUCUGUGCCACACAGAUCAUUGAAGUUGAAGCAGAAGACACCGAAGUAAUGAAACAUGGCUUCUACAACACAGUCAGCUGUAGAGUACGUCAGGGGGGCCAGAAUCCAUCUUGUGAAAACAUUAAAGAAUCACUCAGUGAUUCUAGAGAACUUGAAACAGCAAGGAGUGUUACGUGACGAAGAGGUCUGCAGAAUACAAGCAGAAGGGAAUGACUACGAUAAAAACAGAAAACUUAUAGACUCUGUAACCGAUAAGGGGGAGAAAGCCAGCUAUGAAUUCCUCAAAAUUAUUGACAUGACGAGGAAGAGGACCCAUGGGAGGACAUCCCUUUUCCCUGAGAAACAGACUGUAGCUUCUGCUGAGAGCAAGAUGUUCGACCUGCACCACUGGAUCAGCUGCUUCCCUUUCAAGGAAGACACACAAAUGGGAAAAAACUACCUACAAGGUCCAACACCGUGCCACCGUUACCAGGCAAAGUUGAAGUCAAAAGCACAAAAAAUAUCAAAAGCGUUUUGGACGGCAAACAAAGAUCUGUUUGAAGGAAACAACAAGCCUGAUCUGUCGUACAUGCCACUUGUAUUGGACACACAAGGAAGGGUUUCUGCCUCUAAAAUAAAGAAAUUGAAGAGCAAGAAAAGCAGGAUGAGCCGUUCUAAAAAGCUAGGGACCUACAUCCCUAAGGACAAAGCAGACAUUUCUCCCAGUGACCUGCUUAAAACAGAUAAAAACAUACUCUUGGUUGGUAAGUCUGGGAUUGGAAAGACAGCACUCGUUCAUGAAAUGUUAAAACUCUGGACAGAAAAAGAUGACAAGGAGCUAAACUACAUGUUUUACUUUGACAUGAGAAAAAUAUCCAACAUCAAGAGCCUGGAGGACCUUCUCUUCAAUGAGUUCAGUGAGCCAGAUGAAGGCAAAGACGAGGUCUUACAGGACAUAAAGAAUAACUCUGACAAAGUUACACUCAUUUUUGAUGGAAUCACAGAUCUGUCUUCACCAGUAGUGAAGAGACUUGUUGAUAAAGAUUUGCUAAAGGAUUCCAUGGUCGUUUUGACUUGCAGACCAGUGGAUGAAGACAACCUUGAAGAAGACCUUCCUUCUGAGGACUUUGAUAGAGUGGAAGUGAAAGGCUUUAGUGAGCAGACCAUAAAAACAUACAUAUCUGCGAUGCUACGUGAGGGAAAGGAGAGGGUUUUGAGCAACGUGGAGUUGUUAACGCUUUGUCAUGUACCGAUGUAUGCACUGAUGGUGACUGCAUGCUUUUCAUUUGAGACAUCAGAGGACUUUCAAAAGCCUUGCUGUAUAACUGAUAUCUACAUCAACAUUUUCCGUUUUUGCCUCAAAAGAAACACAAAAAACAUUGAUCUAAAUGCCUUCAUCAAAAGCAAGAGUGAGGAGAUACUGUCUUUGGCUGAGGUUGCUUUUCGUGCAACUGAAGAAAAAACUGUGAACUUGACACUACCUCCCUUUGCAGACAGCUGUGUCCUCUCCUUGCUCAAACAACUUGCCAUCAAAGUCGCCCCUACUGAAAGUAUAACCACCUAUGCAUUUCUCCAUUACACAAUGCAGGAGUUUUUUGCAGCACUGUGGCUCUUGAAGAAUCCAGAUUUAAUCAGUAAUGUUUUUCAGCAAUGCCUCACUGAGAAGAAGAAGCACAUGAAACAUCUGAUCCCUUACAUGUGUAGGUUGUUGACUGAGGAUAGCCCUAGUUUGAUGAAGUAUCUGAUUCCUGUUGAGGAGCUCAAGAAUACAUCAAACUGGUUCUUCAAGAAAGUGAUUUCCACAUUCCUUCCUAGUCUGUGUGAAAACGAUGAGCCUGAUACUGAGGACAGUGGGCGCAUACUGUUCCUAUGCCAGUGCUUGUAUGAGUCCCAGUGUCCUGAAGCAUGCAUCGACCUUCUGGAAAAACUGGACUAUCGUCUUGACCUCAGUGGAGAGAGUCUCGAUCCUUACCCCUGCUGUGCUGUGGCCUACGUGAUCACUCAGUCCAAGGAGAAGAAAAUAUGGCUGAACCUUGAGGACGUCACGAUAUCACAACAAGGAAUGAGACCACUAUUAGGAUGCCUUCAAAACGUCCAAUGGUGUGAUUCUCUGCCACGGCAGCUGUGGAAGAUCUUCCUUCUCAGCGAAGGGGAGAUGGACUACAUCACCUUACUUGGCCUUGAUGGAAAUCAGUUGCACCUUCCAGUGGGGGGGGACAGAAAGCUGUUUGAAAGAGCAGUGACAGUCCUGCAGAAGAUAAGUGAGAAGGUUAACAUCUGCCUCCACUGGGAAAGGGAGACCCCUGACUGCCACAGUCUGUGUGAGACUCUGCUAGAGGCUUUGCCCUACGUCAGCUCACUCAGCUUCAGGAUGACCCUCAGAGGUCCAGGAUUACAGGACCAGGAGCGAUGCUAUGAGACACUGAAGAGACAAGAAAAGCAGCUGUUUCUGGAUUUAUGCCUGAAAGCAGCUACUCACUUUCAAGGAGAAAGUGUUCACAAUGAAGUGAACAACCUCAUCUUUCUGUUUUCUUUUAACUAUGAUAUGCAUAACAUCCUUCUGGAUUUGUAUCAACAUGUCAAAACUCAAGAGAAUUUAGCUGUCAUUCAAAAACUGAAGCCAUUUUUCCAGUCAGUUCCUGCAUUUUGGUUCAUAAACCUCUCAAAGAGAAAGACCUCCAUCCUGCUGGAAGUGCUGAGACUCCAACCAGAGAAGAAACAAGUGGAGCUGAGACGCUGCUCAGAUAAAGAGAGUGAAGUGAGGACUUUGCUGCAGUGUCUGCCUUAUAUCUCAAAGCUCAGUUUUGUGCCUCAGUCAUCAGAACCUUCAGGUGAACUCCAGUUCUUUGGGACUCUGUUCUGUGCAGCAGCAGAGAGAGAGCAGCAGACAGGAGAGAAGACACUGCUGCUGUUGUUAUCAGUGUGCACAUAUCAAACAAUAACUUUAACCGACAUAGUAUCUUAUUAUUUGAAGAGGAACCCUCAGUGUGAUUUCCUGCUGGAUCUGUACUCCCACCUGAAGGACUAUGAGACUGAAACAGGUCUGAGUGUCCUUCCAUCGUUAAAGUCUGUUCUCCAGUCAGCUCCUGCAGUCUGGAUCAUAGCCCUCUCAAAGAGAAAGAGCUCCAUCCUGCUGGAAGUGCUGAGACUCCAACCAGAGAAGAAACAAGUGGAGCUGAGAGGCUGCUCAGAAGAAGAGAGUGAAGUGAGGAUUUUGCUGCAGUGUCUGCCUUAUAUCUCAAAGCUCAGUUACUGUCCGUGGUUUGGAGUCUCAGGUGGAGUCCAGUUCUUUGGGACUCUGUUCUGUGCAGCAGCAGAGAGAGAGCAGCAGACAGGAGAGAAGACACUGGAGCUGUUAUCAUCAGUGUGCACAUAUCCAACAUUCCCUCUUCCUCACAUAUAUGAUCCUGAUGAUGGAGAAUAUCAGAGUGGUUUCCUGCUGGAUCUGUACUCCCACCUGAAGGACUAUGAGACUGAAUCAGGCCUGAGUGUCCUUCCAUCUUUACAGUCUGUUCUCCAGUCAGCUCCUGCAGUCUGGACCAUAGACCUCUCAGAGAGAAAGACCUCCAUCCUGCUGGAAGUGCUGAGACUCCAACCAGAGAAGAAACAAGUGGAGCUGACAGGCUGCUCAGGUGGAGAGAGUGAAGUGAGGACUUUGCUGCAGUGUCUGCCUUAUAUCUCACAGCUCAGUUUUGUGCCUCAGUCAUCAGAACCUUCAGGUGAACUCCAGUUCUUUGGGACUCUGUUCUGUGCAGCAGCAGAGAGAGAGCAGCAGACGGGAGAGAAGAAACUGCUGCUGUUGUUAUCAGUGUGCACAUAUCAAACAAUAACCUUAACCGACAUAGUAUCUUAUUAUUUUAAGAGGAACCCUCAGUGUGAUUUCCUGCUGGAUCUGGCCUCCCACCUGAAGGACUAUGAGACUGAAACAGGCCUGAGUGUCCUUCCAUUAUUCCAGUCUGUUCUCCAGUCAGCUCCUGAAGUCUGGACCAUAAACCUCUCACAGAGAAAGACCUCCAUCCUGCUGGAAGUGCUGAGACUCCAACCAGAGAAGAAACAAGUGAAGCUGAGAGGCUGCUCAUAUGGAGAGAGUGAAGUGAGGACUUUGCUGCAGUGUCUGCCUUAUAUCUCAAAGCUCAGUUUUGUGCCUCAGUCAUCAGAACCUUCAGGUGAACUCCAGUUCUUUGGGACUCUGUUCUGUGCAGCAGCAGAGAGAGAGCAGCAGACAGGAGAGAAGACACUGCUGCUGUUGUUAUCAGUGUGCACAUAUCAAACAAUAACCUUAACCGACAUAGUAUCUUAUUAUUUGAAGAGGAACCCUCAGGGUGAUUUCCUGCUGGAUCUGUACUCCCACCUGAAGGACUAUGAGACUGAAACAGGCCUGAGUGUCCUUCCAUCGUUACAGUCUGUUCUCCAGUCAGCUCCUGCAGUCUGGACCAUAAACCUCUCAAAGAGAAAGACCUCCAUCCUGCUGGAAGUGCUGAGACUCCAACCAGAGAAGAAACAAGUGGAGCUGAGAGGCUGCUCAGGUGGAGAGAGUGAAGUGAGGACUUUGCUGCAGUGUCUGCCUUAUAUCUCAAAGCUCAGUUCCUGGUUUGACGACUCAGGUGAACUCUCAGGUGGAGUCAAGUUCUUUGGGACUCUGUUCUGUGCAGCAGCAGAGAGAGAGCAGCAGACAGGAGAGAAGACACUGGAGCUGUUAUCAUCAGUGUGCACAUAUCCAAGAUUCCCUCUUCCUGGCAACCAGGGUUAUGGAGAAUAUAAGUGUGGUUUCCUGCUGGAUCUGUACUCCCACCUGAAGGACUGUGAGACUGAAACAUGCCUGAGUGUCCUUCCAUCAUUACAGUCAGUUCUCCAGUCAGCUCCUGCAGUCUGGAUCAUAGACCUCUCAAAGAGAAAGAGCUCCAUCCUGCUGGAAGUGCUGAGACUCCAACCAGAGAAGAAACAAGUGAGGCUGACAGGCUGCUCAGGUGGAGAGAGUGAAGUGAGGACUUUGCUGCAGUGUCUGCCUUAUAUCUCAAAGCUCAGUUUCAAGUAUGGAGUCUCAGGUGGAGUCAAGUUCUUUGGGACUCUGUUCUGUGCAGCAGCAGAGAGAGAGCAGCAGACAGGAGAGAAGACACUGGAGCUGUUAUCAUCAGUGUGCACAUAUCCAUCAUUCCCUUUUACUGACAAACAGGGUGAUGGAGAAUAUCAGUGUGAUUUCCUGCUGGAUCUGUACUCCCACCUGAAGGACUGUGAGACUGAAACAGGCCUGAGUUUCCUUCCAUCAUUACAGUCUGUUCUCCAGUCAGCUCCUGCAGUCUGGACCAUAGACCUCUCAGAGAGAAAGAGCUCCAUCCUGCUGGAAGUGCUGAGACUCCAACCAGAGAAGACACAAGUGAAGCUGACAGGCUGCUCAGAUGGAGAGAGUGAAGUGAGGACUUUGCUGCAGUGUCUGCCUUAUAUCUCAAAGCUCAGUUCCUGGUUUGACGACUCAGAUGAACUCUCAGGUGGAGUCAAGUUCUUUGGGACUCUGUUCUGUGCAGCAGCAGAGAGAGAGCAGCAGACAGGAGAGAAGACACUGGAGCUGUUAUCAUCAGUGUGCACAUAUCCAUCAUUCCCUUUUACUGACACACAGGGUUAUGAAGAAUGUCAGUGUGAUUUCCUGCUGGAUCUGUACUCCCACCUGAAGGACUAUGAGACUGAAACAGGCCUGAGUUUCCUUCCAUCAUUACAGUCAGUUCUCCAGUCAGCUCCUGUAGUCUGGAUCAUAGACCUCUCAGAGAGAAAGACCUCCCUCCUGCUGGAAGUGCUGAGACUCCAACCAGAGAAGAAACAAGUGAAGCUGACAGGCUGCUCAGAUGGAGAGAGUGAAGUGAGGACUUUGCUGCAGUGUCUGCCUUAUAUCUCAAAGCUCAGUUUUGUGCCUCAGUCAUCAGAACCUUCAGGUGAACUCCAGUUCUUUGGGACUCUGUUCUGUGCAGCAGGGAGAGCGCAGCAGACAGGAGAGAAGACACUGCUGCUGUUGUUAUCAGUGUGCACAUAUCAAACAAUAACUUUAACCGACAUAGUAUCUUAUUAUUUUAAGAGGAACCCUCAGUGUGAUUUCCUGCUGGAUCUGUACUCCCACCUGAAGGACUAUGAGACUGAAACAGGUCUGAGUGUCCUUCCAUCGUUAAAGUCUGUUCUCCAGUCAGCUCCUGCAGUCUGGUUCAUAGACCUCUCAGAGAGAAAGACCUCCAUCCUGCUGGAAGUGCUGAGACUCCAACCAGAGAAGAAACAAGUGGAGCUGACAGGCUGCUCAGAUGAAGAGAGUGAAGUGAGGACUUUGCUGCAGUGUCUGCCUUAUAUCUCAAAGCUCAGUUACUGUCCGUGGAUUGGAGUCUCAGGUGGAGUCCAGUUCUUUGGGACUCUGUUCUGUGCAGCAGCAGAGAGAGAGCAGCAGACAGGAGAGAAGACACUGGAGCUGUUAUCAUCAGUGUGCACACAUCCAUCAUUCCCUCUUCCUGACAAACAGGGUUAUGAAGAAUAUCAGAGUGGUUUCCUGCUGGAUCUGUACUCCCACCUGAAGGACUAUGAGACUGAAUCAGGCCUGAGUGUCCUUCCAUCUUUACAGUCUGUUCUCCAGUCAGCUCCUGCAGUCUGGUUCAUAGACCUCUCAGAGAGAAAGACCUCCAUCCUGCUGGAAGUGCUGAGACUCCAACCAGAGAAGAAACAAGUGGAGCUGACAGGAUGCUCAGGUGGAGAGAGUGAAGUGAGGACUUUGCUGCAGUGUCUGCCUUAUAUCUCACAGCUCAGUUUUGUGCCUCAGUCAUCAGAACCUUCAGGUGAACUCCAGUUCUUUGGGACUCUGUUCUGUGCAGCAGCAGAGAGAGAGCAGCAGACAGGAGAGAAGAAACUGCUGCUGUUGUUAUCAGUGUGCACAUAUCAAACAAUAACCUUAACCGACAUAGUAUCUUAUUAUUUUAAGAGGAACCCUCAGUGUGAUUUCCUGCUGGAUCUGGCCUCCCACCUGAAGGACUAUGAGACUGAAACAGGCCUGAGUGUCCUUCCAUUAUUCCAGUCUGUUCUCCAGUCAGCUCCUGAAGUCUGGACCAUAAACCUCUCACAGAGAAAGACCUCCAUCCUGCUGGAAGUGCUGAGACUCCAACCAGAGAAGAAACAAGUGAAGCUGAGAGGCUGCUCAGAUGGAGAGAGUGAAGUGAGGACUUUGCUGCAGUGUCUGCCUGAUAUCUCAAAGCUCAGUUCCUGGUUUAGAGACUCAGGUGGAGUCAAGUUCUUUGGGACUCUGUUCUGUGCAGCAGCAGAGAGAGAGCAGCAGACAGGAGAGAAGACACUGGAGCUGUUAUCAUCAGUGUGCACAUAUCCAAGAUUCCCUCUUACUGACAAACAGGGUGAUGAUGAUGAUGAUGAGUUUGAUUAUGAAGAAUAUCAGAGUGAUUUCCUGCUGGAUCUGUACUCCCACCUGAAGGACUAUGAGACUGAAACAGGCCUGAGUUUCCUUCCAUCAUUACAGUCUGUUCUCCAGUCAGCUCCUGCAGUCUGGAUCAUAGACCUCUCACAGAGAAAGAGCUCCAUCCUGCUGGAAGUGCUGAGACUCCAACCAGAGAAGAAACAAGUGGAGCUGACAGGCUGCUCAGAUGGAGAGAGUGAAGUGAGGACUUUGCUGCAGUGUCUGCCUUAUAUCUCACAGAUCAGCUGUGAUCCAGAGUUCUUCCAGAGAGUGAGUACGUUCAUCUCUGUCAGAUCCAGAGAGGAGGCUGAGAGGUUGGCCUCUCUGCUGCAGCUCUCAGGGUUCACCCUGCUGCUAUCAGGAGAGUUACCCAGGAAAACCUGCCUGUCUGUGGGGAGAGUUCUCCAGCUGUGUGGCUCUAAAGUGGAUCUCAUCCUCAAACCCAGAAAGAUGUCUGUCAAGGGAGCCUUUGCUCUCUUUAGACGAACAACACAACUACACAGUCUCAAGCUUUCUAACGACAUGGCCUUGCUGCUGGGUGGCUGGGUGAGGAGAUGGGGAGUGGUCUGUCAGGUGACUGUUGAAGAGCUUUCUCUCUCCCCUCAGACCGCCCAACCAUCACACAGAGUGUUGUUGAAGGUUGUCAGUAGCUUGGCUUCCCUGCUGAGAUACUGGGCAGUGAGACAGUUAGACCUGACUGAGGUCUGUGUUCCUGCUCUGGGUCUCACACCACUGCUGCUUCAUGAUGGCCCUCUCAAAAUCAAACUGAGUGAGAAGAAUGUCCAGCAGCUACUCUCCCUGCUCCAUGAACUCCAGGAUGAGGACUUGACCUGGUCCUUCUUGAGUAAGUUAGGAGGAGACCUGACCUCCUUCUCUCUGAACUGGGAGCUUCUCCAUCUUCUACUGCAGCAUCCAUCAGCUCAGACCCUCACUGUGAACAUGAGGAAGAACCUUUUCUUACAGGAGAACGUCACACGUCUGCUUCCCUACCUGGACAGGAUUGUGUUUAAAAGGCCCUGUCCCAGCUUUGUGUUGACUGCUAUCAGGGAGAUUUACAAAGCUCGAGCCAGUUCCAUUAUACCCAGUUUACUGAGGUCCUUGGAUCAUGUGAUCAACCUGACCUGCAGAGAGAUGUCAUCAGUGGACUGUGAUGCUCUGCUCUACACCCUCACACACAGUGAUGGAGUCAAACUGAACCUCCUGUGGACCUCCAUACCAGCAUGGAAAACACAGUCCAUCCUCUUGAACCUGGACAAAGUUUCUCAGCUCAGUGUUGACAGGAACCUGCUGCUGAGGAUGGUCCACGGCUGCGCUGCCUCUGAUGCCCAGCAGGGGGCCGCAGAGUCUCUGCUCAGGACUGUGCAGCACAGGCUGGAUCUGUCCUGCUCCUCCUGUGUGGAGCUGCCUGAGGAAGAUCAGAGUGACACUCUCCGUCUGACGGCUGAAGACUGCAGGGCCGUCUCCACCAUCCUGACACGCAGCAGACGGGGAACACAGCUCAUCCUGCAGGACUGUGAGGUUCAGGACAGCGGAUUAGAACUGCUGUUUCCUGUCUUACACAAAGUAAAACUCAGAGCCAGUAAAGCUGUCCUCCUGCAGCUGGUGUCCCUGGUUGCUGUGAACAGUGAGAGGGACACAGUGGGACGGGCAGUGUCCCUCUGCAAAGCCCUGGAGGGAGAGCUGGACCUCAGUCACAGCUCACUGGAUCAGAGGGCCUGUGCAGCCUUGGCCCUGAUGCUGGACUUCUCUGAAGAGCUGACAGAGCUGGACCUCAGUCACUGUCAGCUCACUGACCAGCUGCUGCUCACACUCAGCGCGCAGCUGCACAAAGUGCAAGUCCUCGAUCUGAGCCACAACAACAUCACUGAUGCUUCGACUGACCUCUUACUCCAACUGGUCUCCAUCAACCCCUCCAUUCACUCUGUGCGACUGUUCGAGAACAACAUUGUGGAGAGGACAUCCUUUGAGAAAGACAAGAAGUUUGAAAUAUGGUGACCCUCCGUCAGUGUGGGUAGAAUCUGCCAAUCAGGGAAUAACUGAUCUAUCUCUAACGAUCAUUACAUACUGACUCUGUGUAUGAUGGGAUCCGUUUACAUCCAUGACUUUUUGUUCUGGAGGUACUAUAGAUUAUUCAUUUAUGGUACGCAUAUUUAUUACUCUCCUAAUUGAACAUGGUUAAAUUAUUUGUGUGUGUCGUGUCAGAUUAUAAUUUGCAAGGGGAUGAAAUACUUAUAUCCCACCGUUAAAUGCAAAUCAAUUUUUAUCUUUUAUAUAAUGUCAAUUUCUGGAUUUGCUUUUUGAUAUUCUUACUCUCACUGUUCAAAUAAACCUACCAUUCAAAUGAUAGACUGUUCAUACCUUGUGGGCAAAGUUAGAACAACUGCAAGGGAUCAAAUCAUGAUUUCCUUCACUGUAUAUAGAUUAUGUUUUAUACUCUGAUUGCCUUUUACUCGGUUCAAUAGUAUUUUUAGUCCUAUAUGUUUAACAGAGACAUGUUGAGGAUUUACAUUUCAGGAAGGGCAAAAGGUGGAUUUUCAAAUGGUUAAAGAACUGGGGUUUAAUGGGUUAAUGAUUGGAUGUUUAGAUAAUGACUGAAGGAAAUGAUGGGUGGGACCAGGUGGAUAUUCUCCCUCUACUCUAUAAUGUGACUGUGAGCAGAACCUCUUUCUCCUCUGAGGAUCAAGCUGCUCUGUUCCUGCUUUUCAGAUCCAUUUCAAUUGCAUAUUUUAAUUCUUUUUUACUUUAUUAAAUAUAAAAAAAUACAA